GUUUACAACACUGUUUAUGUGUUGGAUGUGGCGUGGGUAACAGUGUAUUCCCUAUUGUUAAUUCGAUAAAAGAAAUGGACGCUUUUCUUUACUGUUGUGACUUCUCCCCGUGUGCCAUUCAGCUGGUCAAGGACCAUCCAAACUACGAUGACUCUGUGUGUCAUGCCUUUGUCCAUGACAUUUGCGAGGAGGUGGCCUCCUUUCCCUUCCCUCCUCAGAGCCUGGAUGUUAUUCUGGCAGUCUUUGUGCUCUCCUCCAUUCAUCCAGACCGAAUUCAAGGAGUUGUGAACAGACUAUCGACAUACCUGAAACACGAAGGGAUGUUCCUCUUUCGGGAUUAUGGGAGAUACGACUUAUCACAACUCAGGUUCAAGAAGGGGCGGUGCUUAUCUGAGAAUUUCUACACCCGAGGAGAUGGAACCUGCGCGUACUUUUUCACUAAAGAAGAAGUUCAUGAUUUAUUUGCCAACGCUGGACUGGAAGAAGUUCAGAAUCUGGAGGACAGACGUCUCCAAGUGAACAGAGGAAAGAAAGUAGCAAUGCACCGGGUUUGGAUGCAGAGCAAAUACAGAAAAUUAUAUCCACCGUCACCAUCUUAAUGUCCCAUCAUGUACAAUAUAUUUUUGGAGCUAUAUUACUUUUUUUAUACUUUGAUAUUUAUUUAUUCAAUCCUGAAAAAUGUUUUUUACCAACAAAACUCUAUGCAAUAAACUUGCA
Messenger RNA from Larimichthys crocea (large yellow croaker), 717 nucleotides. It is a transcript of the gene mettl8, whose product is annotated as methyltransferase 8, methylcytidine. Gene Ontology annotation, molecular function: tRNA (cytidine-N3)-methyltransferase activity. The record is from RefSeq and is a predicted model, not a curated record. The transcript has 7 exons. NCBI's taxonomy places the organism in Eukaryota, Metazoa, Chordata, Actinopteri, Sciaenidae. The coding region runs from base 75 to 599 and encodes 174 amino acids.